This is a messenger RNA of Hirsutella rhossiliensis, 999 nucleotides long. RefSeq names its product cofilin/tropomyosin-type actin-binding protein. Gene Ontology annotation, cellular component: cytoplasm; actin filament. Lineage: Eukaryota; Fungi; Ascomycota; Sordariomycetes; Hypocreales; Ophiocordycipitaceae. Gene Ontology annotation, molecular function: actin filament binding; actin monomer binding. Gene Ontology annotation, biological process: barbed-end actin filament capping; actin filament depolymerization. The transcript has 3 exons. The coding region runs from base 1 to 999 and encodes 332 amino acids. The record is from RefSeq and is a predicted model, not a curated record.
AUGCAGUCCGGAAUCUCAGCUUCGCAAGAGCUCCAAGCGCAGUUCAACUCGCUGCUCUCGUCCUCGGACACAUUUGCCCUGCUGGCGAGCAUCGAGAGCGAGUCCCUGGUACCCGUUACGACGCUGCCGUCUGCCGCCUCGACGUUUGAGGAGAACCUGGCGAGCCUGCAACCGCACAUCAAGCCCAACGUGGCACUGUACCUGAUCCUGCGGCGAUACGAAGCGGCGCCGAAGCUGCUGGCCGUUACAUACGUGCCCGACUCGGCGCCCGUGCGGCAAAAGAUGUUGUUUGCGGCGACGCGCCUGACGCUCGUGCGAGAGCUGGGGACGGAGCAUUUCCGGGACACCGUCUUUGUGACAACGGCCGAGGAGUUGAGCGAGCGCGGGUUCCAGAAGCUCGACGCGCACAACAAACUCGAAGCUCCGUUGACCAAGGAGGAGAAAACACUGGAGGAAGUGAAGCGAGCCGAGCAAGAGGCUGGAUCCGGGACGGGGACGCGGGAAAUCCACCUGAGCAAGAGCCUGUCGAUGCCCGUGGCCGAGGAUGCCAUUGUCGCCAUGAAAGGGGUCGGCCAGGCGGGAGACCGAAUCGUGGCCAUGCUGAAAAUCAACACAGAAACGGAAAUAGUGGAAUUGGUGCCUGAAUCACCCAGGCCCAGCUCCAUCAGCGAGCUAUCACGGGCCAUUUCGGCGACGGAGCCCCGGUUCACCUUUUAUCGCUUCACGCACAGCCAUAACGGGACCGAGGAGAGUCCCCUGCUCUUCUUCUACACGUGCCCAGUCACGCCUGGGAACAGGGCCGUCAAGAGUCGCAUGCUGUACCCGCUCAUGAAGCGCGCCGUCUUGCAUGUUGCCGAUAAGGAGGCGGGCCUCAAGAUUGACAAGAAGUUUGAGGUGGAGGAGCCGAGCGAGAUUACGGAGCAGACGGUCAUGGACGACCUGCACCCAAAGGUAGCCGCCACGCAGGGGUUCAGCCGGCCGAAGCGGCCAGGCCGGUGA